Molecule: messenger RNA, 1729 nt
Organism: Raphanus sativus (radish)
Lineage: Eukaryota; Viridiplantae; Streptophyta; Magnoliopsida; Brassicales; Brassicaceae
Product: serine carboxypeptidase-like 49
Exons: 9
Coding region: 33-1586 (517 amino acids)
Biological process (GO): proteolysis
Cellular component (GO): vacuole
Molecular function (GO): serine-type carboxypeptidase activity
Source: RefSeq, a predicted model, not a curated record
AAAAGCAGUUGAGAAGAAAAAAACAAACGAAAAUGGAGAAACUAACUUUCCUCUUGCCCAUCGUCGUCCUCAUCGCUUCUGCAUAUCCAUCUUCUUCCUUUCACCUGAACGAUCGGAGCUUCGAGAUAUCGAACUUGCCUUCAUCGCGCGCGGAGAAGCUGAUCCGAGAGCUGAACCUUUUUCCGAAGCUUGACUUGAACGUGAUCGAUGUCGGCGAUUCGACUCUCACUUCUUCAGCGGAGGAAGUGCCUUCGAUUGUUGAACGGAACUUCAGAUUCCCGAGUAUUGUAUCCGAUGGUGGAGAUACCGUCGAAGAUUUAGGUCAUCAUGCCGGCUAUUUCAAGCUCCCGAAAUCUCAGGGCGCAAGGAUGUUUUACUUCUUCUUCGAGUCACGCAAGAAGAAGGAUGAUGCGCCUGUUGUGAUUUGGUUGACCGGAGGGCCUGGAUGUAGCAGUGAAUUGGCUAUGUUCUAUGAGAACGGUCCUUUCACGAUUGAUAAGAAUAUGUCUCUUGCUUGGAAUGAGUAUGGAUGGGAUCAGGCUUCCAAUCUACUGUAUGUUGACCAGCCUGUUGGGACUGGUUUCAGCUAUACCACUGACAAAAGUGAUAUCCGUCACGAUGAAACUGGAGUCAGUGAUGAUCUGUAUGAUUUUCUGCAGGCGUUCUUUGCGGAGCACCCUAAGCUUGCAAACAACGAUUUUUACAUAACUGGGGAGUCGUAUGCUGGGCAUUACAUUCCGGCAUUUGCUGCCCGUGUCCAUAAAGGAAACAAGGCUAAUGAGGGAAUUCAUGUUAACCUUAAGGGAUUCGCCAUUGGAAAUGGGCUUACAGAUCCUGCAAUCCAAUACCCAGCCUAUCCUGACUAUGCGCUGGAUAUGGGUUUGAUUACGCAAGCAGAGCAUGAUCGUUUAGAAAAGAUUGUCCCACUGUGCGAACUAUCCAUUAAGCUUUGUGGAACUGAUGGAACAACUUCUUGUUUGGCGUCAUAUCUUGUUUGCAACACCUUGUUCACUGGUAUAAUGAAACAUGCUGGUGGAAUAAACCAUUACGACAUCAGGAAGAAGUGCGAAGGGAGUUUGUGCUAUGACUUCUCAAACAUGGAGAAAUUCUUGAAUCUGCAAUCGGUGAGGAAGUCGCUUGGUGUUGGGGACAUAGAGUUUGUCUCGUGUAGUACUAGUGUCUAUCAGGCAAUGCUACAAGACUGGAUGAGGAAUCUCGAGGUUGGGAUUCCCACGCUCUUGGAAGAUGGAAUCAACCUUCUUGUGUACGCAGGAGAAUAUGAUCUCAUCUGCAACUGGCUCGGUAACUCGAGGUGGGUGAAUGCAAUGGAGUGGUCAGGGAAAGAGAACUUUAAGGCGAGUAAGGAAGUUCCCUUUGUGGUUGAUGGGAAAGAAGCUGGCAAGUUGAAGAGUUAUGGAAAACUCAGUUUCCUCAAGGUGCACGAUGCGGGACACAUGGUUCCAAUGGACCAGCCAAAAGCUGCGUUGGAAAUGUUGAAGGGAUGGAUGGAGAAUUCACUUAGUGGUGGAGAUGCUGUAACCACUAGUACUACUGCAGAUGGAGAGGAUCUGGUUGCUCAGAUUUGAUCCCAUCUUAUUUUUACAUUGCAGAAACAUCCAUAUAGCAGCAACCAAAGAAACAAUGUGGACUGUGUUUAUGUAAACACUUGAUAUUUACUUCUGUAACUUGAUUACAAUGUUUUACGACAUAAUUUGAUUCCAAUUUGGCA